AGAGCUCGAUCGCUCGUUGAUCAAUGUGCAAAGCAAUUCUCGCUAGGUACAGUGUGCUUGCUUGCCUAUCCUCUGGCCAUGGAAGGGGGCUCUCCUAAGGGGACCCUUCGCGUGUGCAGACAAUUUGUGAAGUUUGAUGAUGCGAGCCCAUUCGGAGGAAGAUCGAUGACCUUCUUGUUCUAUGGUCAGGGCCAGGCAUCUUCCUCAGCGACAGCCCAUAAGAGUUGCAACGCUCCAGCUUCGUCGGCGGCGCCUUGCGCCCAGCAGUGUCUGGGAUUCUCUCUGGACAACGUGCAGCUUGCGGGUGAAUCCUAGCGUCGGCGAACUUGAGUUCCUUAGUUGCGUAUGCUCGUGUUGCGGACCCACUGCCCUUGUCCUGCAGUGCUGUCGACCAAGGAGAGGGACCGAUGAGCGAUUUCAGCUAGGACUCCGUCCAGACGGAUAUGGUCCCCUGUCUGAUAGGGCGUACAAGCUCUGCUAUGCUGGCAUACAGAAGUUUCUCCCGGUCCUCUGCCUCUUUGACCUUGGCAUUCAGUCCUGUGGAGAUUGUAGAGGCUUGGCUAGAUCUGACGUACAGUAGUGAUCUUGGCCUCGGCGAAGGCAGCAGCUACAGCUGCGAAAGGAGCACUGCCUGAACAAGUCGAAGGAAGACUGAGAGAGGCUUGCGACUGACUUUGCGGGCUACGCGUUGCAUUCUUCUUGUCAAGUGUACGGGC
Messenger RNA from Microstroma glucosiphilum, 716 nucleotides. RefSeq lists its product as hypothetical. Lineage: Eukaryota; Fungi; Basidiomycota; Exobasidiomycetes; Microstromatales; Microstromataceae. The record is from RefSeq and is a predicted model, not a curated record. The transcript has a single exon. The coding region runs from base 182 to 580 and encodes 132 amino acids.